This is a messenger RNA of Manihot esculenta (cassava), 1717 nucleotides long. Its product is annotated as anthocyanidin-3-O-glucoside rhamnosyltransferase. NCBI's taxonomy places the organism in Eukaryota, Viridiplantae, Streptophyta, Magnoliopsida, Malpighiales, Euphorbiaceae. Bases 3 to 1475 code for a protein of 490 amino acids. The transcript has a single exon. The record is from RefSeq and is a predicted model, not a curated record. Gene Ontology annotation, molecular function: UDP-glycosyltransferase activity.
AGAUGAAAUCAAUCGGUCUAUGUAACUUUCCUUCUUUCCAAACAACUUUGAGCAUCACAGAUUCACAGAGAAAGAGAGAGAUGGGUAAGCAAUCAGCUGACGAGCUUCAUGUAUUGAUGUUUCCAUAUUUUGCAUUUGGUCACAUAAGCCCAUUUGUUCAGCUUUCCAACAGGCUCUCUCUCCAUGGACUUCGAGUUUCUUUUCUCUCGGCUCCUGGUAACAUCCCACGCAUCAAAUCCUCUCUUCUUCUCACUCCCAAUGUCGAAAUCAUCCCUAUCUCGCUCCCUCCAGUCGAGGGUCUCCCUCCGGGCCUUGACAGCACCUCUGAAAUGACACCACAUAUGGCUGAGCUCCUCAAGAAGUCCGUAGAUCUCAUGCAGCCUCAAAUCAAGACCCUUUUAUCUCAACUCAAUCCUCAUUUUGUUUUCAUUGAUUUCGCUCAAUAUUGGCUUCCAAAACUUGCCUCAGAACUCGGUAUCAAGACUGUGUUUUUUUCUGUUUUCUCUGCUAUUUCUGGUGCUUUUCUCACUGUUCCCGCGAGGGAUCCUGGAGAUAAAAUGCCUACUGUUGAAGAUCUUUCGAAACCACCCAUUGGAUUUCCUUUGACCUCAGUUACCUACGCUCAAACAUUUCAGGCUCGAGAUUUUUUGUAUUUAUUUAAGAGCUUUGAUGGUAACCCCGGUGCAUACCAUAGAGUUUCUGAAGGCAUGAGUGGCUGCACAGCUCUGGCCGUUAAAACUUGCCAUGAAAUGGAAGGUCCUUACGUGGAUUUCAUGAAAACCGAGCACCAGAAACCGAUUCUCUUAACUGGUCCCCUAGUUCCAGAGCCUCCCACUGGUGAGCUAGAGGAGAAAUGGGCUCAAUGGUUGAGCAAAUUUCCUUCAGGAUCUGUGAUCUUUUGCUCUUUCGGCAGUGAAACAUUCUUGGACGAUAGUCAGAUAGAGGAACUCGCUCUUGGAUUGGAACUCACUGGUCUGCCAUUUAUUCUGGUUUUGAAGUUUCCGGCCGGCGUUGAUCCCCAAACAGAGCUAAACCGAACUUUGCCAAAAGGGUUCUUGGAGAGGGUGAAGGAUAGAGGGAUUGUGCACUCAGGCUGGGUUCCGCAGCUACUCAUUUUAGCAAACUCUAGUGUGGGCUGCUAUUUGUGCCACUCAGGGUUUAGCUCUUUGAUUGAAGGUCUGGUGAAUGACUGUCAAUUGGUGCUGCUGCCAUUGAAGGGUGACCAGUACUUGAACUCUAAAGUUUUUGCAGGAGAUUUGAAUGUAGGUGUGGAGGUAAAAAGGAGAGAUGAAGAUGGGUAUUUUGGGAAAGAUGACAUUAAUGAAGCAGUGAGAAAGGUAAUGAUGGAAAUAGAGAAAGAGCCAUGCAAGUCUAUAAGAUCAAGUCACAAAAAAUGGAAGGAGUUUUUGCUGAACAAAGAGAUUCAGAAUAAGUUUAUUACAGACAUGAUUAAGGAGUUGAAGGCUCUUGCAUAGGAGUUUGUACUAGUCUUUUACAAUCCAUCGCAUUCAGCAGCAACCGUUUGAUCUACAAUAAUUUCUUGUCUGUAACGCAUUAUGCUGUGUUUUGUCGGAAAUAAAAGAGAUUUUAUGAUUAUUAUAUAAAAAUCGUACUAAAUAAAUUUAUGUACUUGUCAGAAAAGUAGGUUAGAAGGUAUUAAAUUAGCUGUGUUUUGUGAGUUGUAUUUUUAUUUUUAUUUUUAUUUUUAUUUUUAUUU